AUGCAGAUCUUUGUAAAAACACUUACUGGCAAGACCAUUACCCUUGAGGUAGAAUCAUCAGACACUAUUGACAAUGUCAAGCAAAAGAUUCAAGAUAAGGAAGGUAUUCCUCCGGACCAACAACGUCUUAUCUUCGCUGGUAAGCAGCUUGAGGACGGACGCACUCUCUCUGA
This is a messenger RNA of Umbelopsis ramanniana AG, 173 nucleotides long. RefSeq lists its product as uncharacterized. The record is from RefSeq and is a predicted model, not a curated record. Gene Ontology annotation, molecular function: ubiquitin protein ligase binding; protein tag activity. The annotation marks the transcript as partial. NCBI's taxonomy places the organism in Eukaryota, Fungi, Mucoromycota, Umbelopsidomycetes, Umbelopsidales, Umbelopsidaceae. The transcript has a single exon. Gene Ontology annotation, cellular component: cytoplasm; nucleus. Gene Ontology annotation, biological process: protein ubiquitination; modification-dependent protein catabolic process.